AUGGGCGAUCCUCUCGAAUGGGCGUUGCGCGUCGUCUUGGCCAUGGCCCUUGGCAUCCAUAGCAUUCUGGACGUCACCGAUCCCUGCCAUGGAGUCAAAAGCGAGCUGUUGCAGGUCGGGGAGUCACUACCUGGCUGGUUUCUUCCCGCUAUUGGGCUGCUGCGCGCAGCGGCUGCUUUGGAACUUUUUUCUGACAACCCGAAUGCAGUGCUCGGCGCUUUGGCAUACGCCUCUGCAUCAUGGUGUGGCGCGAUCUGUUUUCAUGUCCGCUGCAAGCAUCACCCUGCGGCUCCCGUGCCUGCCGGCUUGUUCGUGUUGCUCGUGGCCAUUCUGACGGCCAUGCGGGUCAAUCUGUGGUUUGCGCUGGCGGGAACCGCUGCGUGCGCAGCGCUGGGGGUCCUUUUGGGCUUUGUCUUUGUGACGCCUCCACCGCCUUCGCCAAGAGAUGCGGCUCUUCUUGAUGGCUGA
This is a messenger RNA of Effrenium voratum, 468 nucleotides long. Lineage: Eukaryota; Dinophyceae; Suessiales; Symbiodiniaceae. The record is from the annotation of a GenBank genome assembly.